This is a messenger RNA of Sorex fumeus (smoky shrew), 1521 nucleotides long. RefSeq names its product leukocyte immunoglobulin-like receptor subfamily A member 5. Bases 1 to 1521 code for a protein of 506 amino acids. The record is from RefSeq and is a predicted model, not a curated record. Gene Ontology annotation, biological process: cytokine-mediated signaling pathway. Gene Ontology annotation, molecular function: inhibitory MHC class I receptor activity. The transcript is spliced from 9 exons. Lineage: Eukaryota; Metazoa; Chordata; Mammalia; Eulipotyphla; Soricidae.
AUGAACCCCCUCAUGACCCUGCUCUGUCUGGGGCUGAGUGUGGGUGCCAGGACCCCAAUGCAGGCAGGGUCCCUGCCCAGACCCACCUUCUGGGCUGAACCAGGCUCUGUGAUGCCACUGUGGAGCUCCGUGACCUUCUGGUGUCAGGGAGCCCCGGGAGCCCAGAAAUAUGUCAUUAAAGGAUACGGACAUACAGGUGUCAGUCAUACAGUUCUGCCACUGGAAUCUGGUGACAAGGUCAAGUUUCCCAUGAACAUCACAGGUUUCAGCUAUGCAGCGAGGUAUACCUGUGUCUCCCUGGAGUGUGGGUGUGACCCAGAAAUCCUGUCUUCCAUACUAGGAGCCUACAACAAACCCUUCCUCUCCAUCCUGUCAAACCCUGUCGUGACGUCGGGGAGUAACGUGACCCUCCAGUGUCACUCACAGAAGAAAUUCAAAGGUUUUGCUCUGACUCAGGAGGGAGAACCUGGGCCCUCCCAGACCCUAGACUCACAGCCACACCCCAGUGGGACGUUCCAUGCCCUGUUCUCUGUGGGCCCCCUAAACCCUGGACACAGCUGGACCUUCAGGUGUUAUGGCUAUAUGCACUAUGAUCAGGUGUGGUCUCAGCCCAGCAACCCCCUGCAGCUUCUGGUCUCAGACCCUCCCGAGUCACCCGCCCACCACCAGGACUACACGGUGGGGAAUGUUGGCCGGAUGCUCGUGGGCGCUGUGGUCUUGCUGCUCCUCGGGAUUCUGCUCGUCGAGGCUCAUCUCAGCCAAGGAAGGUUGUGGGGUCCUUCAACAAAGGAGGGACAGGAGUUUGAGGAGGCGGAGCAUUGGGGCCCGGAUGACCACGGAGGGGCCCAGAAGUAUGUCCUUGAAGGACAUGGAAAUGAUGGUGUCUUAGGUAUAGAACUGCCACUGGAAUCUGGUGACAAGGUCAAGUUUCCCAUGAACAUCACAGGUUUCAGCUAUGCAGCGAGGUAUACCUGUGAGCAGUGCGGCCUCUCGGGAUGCUCAGAAAAAAGCAACCCCCUGCAGCUGAUAGUCACAGGAGCCUACAACAAACCCUUCCUCUCCAUCCUGUCAAACCCUGUCUUGACGUCGGGGAGUAACGUGACCCUCCAGUGUCACUCACAGAAGAAAUUCAAAGGUUUUGCUCUGACUCAGGAGGGAGAACCUGGGCCCUCCCAGACCCUAGACUCACAGCCACACCCCAAUGGGACGUUCCACGCCCUGUUCUCUGUGGGUCCCCUGAGCCCUGGAUACAGCUGGACCUUCAGGUGUUAUGGCUAUAUGAACAAAGAUCAGGUGUGGUCUCAGCCCAGCAACCCCCUGCAGCUCCUGAUCUCAGACCCUCCUCGGUUACCCGCCCACCACCAGGACUACACGGUGGGGAAUGUUGGCCGGAUGCUCGUGGGUGCUGUGGUCCUGCUGCUCCUCGGGAUUCUGCUCGUCGAGGCUCAUCUCAGCCAGAGAAGAGCUGAGAGCGUGAAGCUGUCUGCGGGACUGGACGGAAAGGGGCCUGGAGCCCUGUGA